CGGGGGUUGGGGCUCGGAGCGAAGGGAGCAGCCCCGCCGCUGGAUGUUCCGCGGGGCGGCGCGGGGGCCUCCUCCUCCUUCUCCUCCUCCUCCUGCUGCUGCCGCCGCCCGGUGUGUGCGGCGGGGCGGGGCGCGGCUGCCGGGGGCGGCGGCGGCGGAUCGCGGCGGGCGCCCAAGAUGGACUAUGACUUCAAGGUGAAGCUGACCGGGGAGCGCGAGCGGGUGGAGGACCUCUUCGAGUACGAGGGCUGCAAGGUGGGCAGGGGCACCUACGGGCACGUCUACAAAGCCAAGCGCAAGGACGGGAAAGAUGAUAAAGAUUACGCUUUAAAACAGAUAGAAGGUACUGGAAUUUCCAUGUCUGCAUGCAGAGAAAUAGCAUUGCUACGGGAGCUCAAGCAUCCGAAUGUCAUUUCUCUGCAAAAGGUGUUCCUUUCUCACGCUGACAGGAAAGUGUGGCUUCUCUUUGACUACGCUGAGCAUGACCUCUGGCAUAUAAUCAAGUUUCACAGGGCUUCUAAAGCAAACAAGAAACCAGUUCAGUUACCUCGGGGAAUGGUGAAGUCGCUGUUAUAUCAGAUCCUAGAUGGUAUUCACUACCUGCAUGCUAACUGGGUGUUACACAGGGAUUUGAAACCUGCUAAUAUUUUAGUUAUGGGUGAAGGUCCUGAGCGAGGAAGAGUAAAAAUUGCUGACAUGGGCUUUGCCCGAUUAUUUAAUUCACCUCUGAAGCCUUUAGCAGACUUGGAUCCAGUAGUUGUAACCUUCUGGUAUCGAGCUCCAGAGUUGCUUCUUGGAGCAAGGCAUUAUACCAAAGCAAUUGAUAUUUGGGCCAUAGGGUGUAUAUUUGCAGAGCUGCUAACAUCAGAGCCAAUAUUCCAUUGUCGACAAGAAGAUAUCAAAACUAGUAAUCCUUAUCACCAUGACCAGCUGGACAGAAUAUUCAAUGUAAUGGGAUUUCCUGCAGAUAAAGAUUGGGAAGACAUAAAAAAGAUGCCAGAACAUUCAACCUUAAUGAAAGAUUUCCGGAGGAACACGUAUACCAACUGCAGCCUUAUCAAAUAUAUGGAAAAACACAAAGUUAAACCAGAUAGUAAGGCAUUCCACUUGCUUCAGAAAUUGCUCACUAUGGAUCCAAUAAAGAGAAUAACCUCAGAACAGGCUAUGCAGGAUCCUUACUUCUUGGAAGAUCCUCUUCCCACGUCUGAUGUUUUUGCAGGUUGUCAAAUCCCUUACCCAAAACGAGAAUUUUUAACAGAAGAAGAACCAGAUGAUAAAGGAGACAAAAAGAACCAGCAGCAGCAGCAGGGCAAUAACCAUACUAAUGGAACUGGUCAUCCAGGGAACCAAGACAACAGUCACACACAGGGACCCCCACUGAAAAAAGUGAGAGUUGUUCCUCCUACCACUACCUCAGGUGGACUUAUUAUGACCUCAGACUAUCAGCGUUCCAACCCCCAUGCUGCCUACCCCAACCCUGGACCAAGCACAUCGCAGCCACAGAGCAGCAUGGGAUACUCAGCUACCUCCCAGCAGCCGCCGCAGUACUCGCACCAGACGCACCGGUACUGAGCUGCACCCGGUGCCGGCGAUGCGCUGCGUGCCAGGAGCCCGCCUUGGGCCACAGAAUGUACUGUACAACCACACCUCCCACCUGUCCGACCGCCACGGGGCCGGGGGCCCCCACCUUGUACCUGGUUUUGGGGUUAGACUUGAAAAGAAAGUGCUAGCACGGUUUGUGUUGUGGAUAUGCUACUUCUGUAGUUUACUUGACAUGGUUCAGACUGACCGAUGCAUUUUUUUCAGUGACAGUCUGUAGCAGGUGAAGCUGUGAAAUGUGCUAGGGGCAAGCAUUUUUGUUGUCGUAUGUGGUGAAUUCUCUUGAUGUAACAACUUCAUCUGACCAAUAGUACACGACAUCUUUGAACUGGUACUUGAAGCAUACAGUAUAUGUUACCCAUGGCAAAAAAGCAAACUAACCGUAACUCUGAGACAGUUUUGAUAGACAUUUAUUUUUAGUGACUUUUGUGGGUUGGUUCAUUUUCCAGCUAGAUCGAUGUUUUAUGACCGACAUGAUUGCUACGAUGAGAUUUUUUUAAGAACAUGGAAGCGUUUGCAUUUUUUUCCAGCAAUUACAAGCAUCCCAAAGAUUUAUUUCCAACAUAAGUUUUUGUUUUUGUUUUGAAUUCUAUGACUUGACUGGUAUUAAAGCUGCUAUUUGAUAGUAAAAUAAGUAUGUUGUCAUUGAUAUAAACAUGUUUGGUUCAGCAAACCAACUGAAAUGAUUGUCAUAGACAGUGUUUUAUUUUUUUCCUGUUGGUGUUAAUGAUUUGUGAGCAUGCUUUGGGAUUAAAAAAGCAUGAAUGAUAUUUCCUAAAAAGGUGCGGCAUCCAUUCAGAUAUUUUGUCAUGAUUUUUGAGAACCAGCUUGGUGUAGUGGAUUUUAAAUUUUGUUCAGUUAUUUUAUUUUUUUUUUUAACGUUCGCACGUUGUUUAGGGGUGCCAUUCCUACUGCAGAGGAACAAGAUGUUAGGAGAGCCUUAGAAUUUAUGAGGAAAAACUUACAUACAAUGUACUGUAUCAAACUAUUUUACAUGAAUGACACAAGUAUUCUGAGUAAAAAAAAUCAAACAUUGUUAAAACAAGGUGUUAUGUAAUAAAUUUAUUUUUCAUAAAUCUGCA
Haemorhous mexicanus (house finch) is the source of this 2681-nucleotide messenger RNA. It is a transcript of the gene CDK8, whose product is annotated as cyclin dependent kinase 8. Gene Ontology annotation, cellular component: nucleus; mediator complex. The coding region runs from base 178 to 1572 and encodes 464 amino acids. The record is from RefSeq and is a predicted model, not a curated record. Gene Ontology annotation, molecular function: ATP binding; RNA polymerase II CTD heptapeptide repeat kinase activity; cyclin-dependent protein serine/threonine kinase activity. Gene Ontology annotation, biological process: protein phosphorylation. Lineage: Eukaryota; Metazoa; Chordata; Aves; Passeriformes; Fringillidae. The transcript is spliced from 13 exons.